GAAGCCUUAAAUCGGUAUAACGCACAAACACAAGGAUUAAAAAAAACACAAAAAUGGCUUCGGCGAUUAUGAGAUCUGGCCUCCGCUCAGCCCUACGCGGUGGCGCAUCCACCCCUCGCGUCUCACCCGCGUCCAGGCGCUCUUUCUCCGCUUCGGCGCAUCACGACGAAGCUGCUGAGGCUUCGAAGUGGGAGAAGAUAACAUAUUUGGGAAUAGUGGCAUGCACUGGUCUCGCUGUCUUUAUCCUCUCCAAGGGCCAUCCCCACCAUGACGAACCUCCUGCAUAUCCGUAUUUGCAUAUCCGCAACAAGGAGUUUCCUUGGGGUCCAGAUGGUCUAUUUGAGGUAAAGCACCAUUGAUUUGUUGGACUAUUCAAUGAGAAGGCUGUCGGAAUAAUUGGUGUUUUAGUUUCUUCUGCACAUUGCAACUUGUACUGUUGGAAUUCCACAGUAUGUUGUGUUGACAGCUGAUAAUUUCUCGAACCAGGGGAUUUGGAAUGUGGUUUUGAUGGUUUCUCCUUUAUAAUCUGUUAUUUUCUCUUAAUGAAACUGAAAUUGAAGAAUAAUUGAAUUGGGUUUCUUCCUGCCUCUGUGCAGCUGUAUCAGAUUACAAUUUCACUUGUCUUGUGUUUGCUAAAGAAAGAAAAUUGUUGAAUCCA
Messenger RNA from Salvia hispanica, 658 nucleotides. Its product is annotated as cytochrome c oxidase-like protein. The record is from RefSeq and is a predicted model, not a curated record. NCBI's taxonomy places the organism in Eukaryota, Viridiplantae, Streptophyta, Magnoliopsida, Lamiales, Lamiaceae. Gene Ontology annotation, cellular component: mitochondrial inner membrane. Gene Ontology annotation, molecular function: enzyme regulator activity. Gene Ontology annotation, biological process: mitochondrial electron transport, cytochrome c to oxygen.